This is a messenger RNA of Paramecium sonneborni, 396 nucleotides long. Lineage: Eukaryota; Ciliophora; Oligohymenophorea; Peniculida; Parameciidae. The record is from the annotation of a GenBank genome assembly.
AUUUUCAGUUAACAUGUUUGAUGAUGACUUUGAUUUAGGGAAUUAAGUUGAUUUGGCUAGCGAAGUUAAAGAAAUGGAAGUAAAAGCAAACACGUUGUAGGAGAAAUCACAGCAAGACAGAUAUCUGGGUAUUCAUUUGAUGGAUCACUCUUAGAAUUCAGCGAAAUGGUAUUAAAUUCCAUUAAAAUGAUGGAGCAAAAAUUUAAUGAAAUGGAAUCAAGAUUUAGCAAGGCCUUAUAGUAUAAAAAUAAAGAGAACGCUACAAGCAACAUUAGAUAAAAAAGUGUUUCUGUUGGUAAGAUAUACGCGCCUCCAAAAACAUCAGCUGGUAAGAUUUCUUUACCUAAACAUUAACCCCCACAAUUAAAGAAAAGCAUUUUAAAAACAAAAAAAUGA